Molecule: messenger RNA, 3269 nt
Organism: Daucus carota subsp. sativus
Lineage: Eukaryota; Viridiplantae; Streptophyta; Magnoliopsida; Apiales; Apiaceae
Exons: 6
Coding region: 750-2927 (725 amino acids)
Source: RefSeq, a predicted model, not a curated record
GUAAUAAAGAAUAGAGUGGACAGAAAUGUUAAAGAAAAGAGAACCGCUAUCGAGGACACAUGGGUCUGAUUUUGCCUGCCUCCCUGUUGCUUUGUUUUUCCUUCACGCUUAUCCAUCUAUCCAUACCUAUACUUACAUUUAAUCUAUAUAUACACAUUUUCUGCAGAUUGUCAGAUAAAAAUUAUUCAAGGUUUUAAGUCAUAAAUAUUGGCUUUUUCAAGAAAUAUCAAGAACAUCAUCAAGAACAUCAAAUUACACCGUUUUACUUUGACCCAGUUGCUUUGAUCAGGUUCUUUUGGGUAAAGCUUGGAUCUUUAUGAGAUGGCAUGAUCAAAUUACAUGAUUGAUUGAUUGAUGUCUUCUUAUCUGGAGUUUGAGCUUUAUUUUUGCUGAAAACACCAUUAAAACCUCAUUCUGUCAGUCUUGCUGCUCUGAACGUGAUGAUGACAAUGCUAUCUACUCGUUUUCCUCCUCCAGUCUAUGUUUUGGUGUCGGUGCUACAUUGUGUAGGAAUGAAGUUGAACUUUCACAGAUAGACAGCAAAUUCUUCUAAACAGACAUGAAAAUUAGUUAGGCAUAAUCACCGAUAUGUGUUCUAUAACUGCAAUGGGGUUAAGCAAUUAAUUUCUGCCACUUUGGUAGGAAUGCCGGACAACUUUGAAAUUUGGGCAUAUCUGGGAUAAUAUAGAAUAACAUUGGAUUUUAGUUGAUUACUUAGAUAAGAUACAACACCUUAUUUAGGAUUUGUAAUGGGUUUACCUCAAGUCUCCUCCGCCAACACUGCUGAUGAAGUAGCAGUAUCAUUGAGCACGUUCGUUCAAACUCCAUCACGAUUUGGCGGUGGAAGUAGUUGCGACAUGAGUGGAAUGUGCGUAGGGAGUUUUGGCAAUCGUAUGCCAGGGGAUUUGAUUUGUGGAACAUCAGAUGACCCAGAUGGUCCAAAUGCGCCUAAAGAUAGUAUGACCACUGCUAGUAGGUUGAAGACUAAUUCUGUAGAAAAAAGCUGCAUCUUCACUCAUAAAGGUGAGAGAAAUGUUCUGAAUCCUGUUUCAAGGAUAGUGGGGUUUGAAUCAAAAUCUUUGAAUCCCCCUGCCUUCGAUGUGGAGGAUAACCCAUGUGAUGAGCUUCGUUCAUCAUCUAUGGUUACUAUUGCUCAAACUGCAACCACGAAUCAAUCUCUAGUUAAGAAGCGGUUGUUGUCACCUUUGUGUGGCCCACUUAUGUCAGAUCAAUUCAGGAAAGAACCUCUAAACAUUGGUGGCACCAUCUAUAACCAUGAAUCUCGGGUAAGCAGUGUGAGAUGUAGUGAUACACUUCUGCAAGAGCAAAAAGAAGUUCAGACAAGGAGUCCCGACUAUUUUAGCAAUCUUAUUUGGUCUACAUCCAGCUUUCAAGAAAGGAUAAAUUGUCAUAAUGAACAUCGUUUAACCAACUUCAGUUCUCUUACUGAUGGGCCUUUGCUUGAUGACAAAGAUGUUACGCGUCUGGGUCUUUCGUCAUCUUUUCACAGUGGGCCGAUCCCUAUAUCACCAGAAAAGGUAGCCUCCUCAUCUCUGUGUUUGUCACCGCUACGCCCCAAAUUCUCUGGAAGAUUGAAAUUAUCAGGAGGGUGUAUGGAUGUCAGUGAAGAGUUAGAUUGCAGCUAUUUAACCUUCAAGGAUUUGGAACAGUCACUUGAUAGAACUGUUCUGGAGACAUUUUCGUCUCAUAGAAAUGGAGAUGUUAGAGUAGCAAGUAAAUCAUUUGCUGAAGUUGAACACCUGCAGCAUAAGACCGGUCAGUUCACUCCUGAAUGUAUGAAUGCUGUAAAAGAAAACUGGUUGCAGGAUUCAACACCUAUCAGUCCCUGUACUAAGUUUGGUAGAAGUUUAAGUGGAUUGUCCAUACGGAGGUCAUUGGUGGGUUCUUUCGAGGAGUCACUGCUGUCUGGACGUAUAGCGUCUGGAAUUGUCAACCAGAAGAUCGAUGGAUUCCUUGCUGUACUUAACAUUACUGGAGGAAGCUUUUGGCCACAUCCUCAGAAACUUCCAUUCUCGGUAACAAGUGUUGAUGGGGAUAAUUGCUUACUUUACUAUUCAUCGGUAGAUCUUGCUGGAAAUUUAGCAUCAGACAAGGUUAAGGGUCCAAAAAUGAAGAAGAGCCUCAACAGCAAUAAUUCACAGGCAGAAAAGAGCCGCCUGCGUGUGCCAAUGAAAGGGCGCAUACAGUUGGUCCUCAGUAAUCCAGAAAAGACGCCUAUACACACUUUCUUUUGUAACUAUGACUUGAGUGACAUGCCAGUCGGUACCAAGACAUUUAUGCGCCAAAAGAUCAAUCUAGAUUCUGCACCAGGGAAUGGUGGAUUCAGAGAUCCUCACAUGAAGAAAGUGGGGAAUCCUUCUCCAGAUUUACACAGUAGUCAAUCUUUACUGCAAAGCAAAACAUUGUCCACGGAUUUAAGUAGAGUUAAUGAUGUACAUAGGCAGAAAUCUACAGAGCAUGGUCCAAACAAGCUGCACAAUGGCCUUCCUCAGGAUCUUAGCGGUCUGGUGUCACCUUGUGGUGAAGUAGGUCAUAGGAAAAAGAUGAAUUCUUCGGUUGAUGACAUAACCACAAUUUCGUCCAGCAUAACCAAAAGUAAAUCAGUAAGUGGCUCUCCGAAGGCAAAUGAGAAUACAAGUGGAUCUGGCGUUCUCCGCUAUGCUCUCCAUCUCCGCUUUAUGUGCCCCUUCCCCAAAAAAAACUCUCGAACCAUCCAAAAAUGCAAAUCUGACCCCUUUUCCGAACUAUCAGGGGACAAUAAAAAGUUAGAAGUCGAACGACGCUUCUACUUAUAUAAUGACAUGAGGGUGGUGUUUCCUCAACGUCAUUCAGACGCUGAUGAAGGCAAGUUAACCGUGGAGUAUCAUUAUCCAUCGGACCCCAAGUACUUUGAUAUCAGCUGCUAGUGGUAGCAGGUGAACUCAUAUCUGGUUCUCUUGUACAUAGCUCAUAACUGUACAUACUUUUUAUGCAGUCGUCUUAUCUGAUGAGAUAGGGUAAAGAAAAAUCCCAUUGCAGUUGUACAUAUUAGUUUCAAAUAAAUUAGAUCAUCUCAUCUUAAGUUCAUUGAGAUCUGUAAAAACUUGUACAUAUUUUGUGUACCUUAGUGAAAUAAAAUAAUAAAGAUAGGAAGUAGCGUCCCCGGUGGAUUUCCUGCAAACCUCUGUUGUUCAAAAUAGAUCGAAAUUCCGUGUCUGAAAUCUGAAGAACUGGUUUAGAGUUUGUUGAUGACAUUUUUGGUUUGCUAA